Molecule: messenger RNA, 789 nt
Organism: Colletotrichum higginsianum IMI 349063
Lineage: Eukaryota; Fungi; Ascomycota; Sordariomycetes; Glomerellales; Glomerellaceae
Product: WW domain binding protein 11
Exons: 2
Coding region: 1-789 (262 amino acids)
Biological process (GO): RNA processing
Source: RefSeq, a predicted model, not a curated record
AUGCCGAAGGAACGCAACUUUAAUCCGGUACAAGCCCAGAGAAAGGCUGACAAAGCGAAAGCGAUAAAGAAAGGCAAGGCCGAAGUCCAGUCCCGUCGCAAUGAGAAACUUGCGCGCCGGAAUCCCGAACGAAUCCAGAAGCAGAUCGACGAUCUCAAAGCUGUUACGACAGGGGGCGGUAAACUUUCUCGGCAUGAAGAGCAAGUUCUUGAAGGUCUCGAGAAGGAGCUCCAUGCAGUGAAGAAGGCACGCGAAGUACUAGGCGACAAAGCACCCACAUUCGGCCGCGGCAGUUAUGAUCGCGAUGGCGAUGCUUCGAGGGGCGUGCUUGGAAAGCGGAGACGGGACAACGAUGAGUUGACCAGCGAUGAGGAUGUCCCCGAUGAAGUCAAGCGAAUCCCCAUGCCGCGAGAUACCCCUCCACCGAUCCCAAAGGAAGUGAUGGAUAAGUGGUAUGCUAAGAGACGAGCGAGGCGACAGGCUGAGCAGGCCGAACAACAAAAGUCAGAGGAAAAGGAAGACAAACCUGCAGCGCCAGAGCCCAAGACGGUGUACGAAGCCAAGCCAAUGGUCCGAAAUUUGGCACAAGAGGCAGUUUCUGCUUUCGUGCCUACUGCUGUAAAGAUCAAAAUGGACAAGGGCAAGGGCCAAGCAGGGUUGAUGGAGCCCGAGGAGGCGGACAGGCUCGAGCAAGAAGGCUAUUUAAAGUCAACAACCUCCGUGGAUGAGACCGCAAUUGCCGGGCCCAGGAAGGCUAUGGUGGAAGAUGUUGAAGAUGAUGAUGUCUGA